GAGAGGGGAAAAAAAGCAACACAGAACACAGGCAGUCAGUGAGUGAAGGAACAGCUGAUGAAACUUGCUUCUACCAGAGAUUAUUGUGGACUCGCAAUCUUAUGCAAAAAGUAGAAUGCUGCAGAAUUGGAAAGGUUAGAAGUUUGUGUGGGAUCAGGGAGACUGUGUGCAUUUUUUUUUAAUAUUAUUAAUAAUAAUAAUAAUAACAAUCCAGUUUCGUUUGCAAUGAGAAGGAACAUCGUUACUCAACCAGACAACGUCAGCCUGAAUCUGUGAAAUCAACCCACAGAGACACAGAGAGAGAAAGAGGAGGAAACCUGGAAAAAAAAAAGGGAAAGAUUAAGACUUGUGAAUUGGUGGGUGGGGGGCGUUUGUGGCAGAGCUGGGACUGCACUGGAAGAGAUGCUCUUGUGUGCAUUUUUUGGAAGAGGAUAAAGAAGACAAGAAGGGUUGCAAACGAUUGGGGGGUGGGAUGGGGAUUUCUCUGUUAUUGUGUUCUUUGUGUUUUGUUGCAUUAGGAGCCACAUCAGUGUGUGCGCGUGUUGUGUAAGGAAGAACAAAGUGGUGGGUUAGAGGCUAAGACCAAAUACCCUGUCGGACAAGUGGACACAGAGACAGACCCAGAGAACCCAAGUCGCGAUUGUCAGAGCAAUAAUCUGGCUCUUGACCCGUAUUAUGUCUGCGCUUCGCAGAAAAUUCGGCGACGACUACCAAGUGGUGACCACCUUAUCGAGUGGCCCUGGAUUCAACCAGCCGCCCAAGAAGAAGAGGCAGAGGUUCGUGGACAAGAACGGGCGAUGUAACGUACAGCACGGUAACCUGGGCAGCGAGAACAGCCGCUACCUCUCGGAUCUGUUCACCACUUUAGUGGAUUUGAAAUGGCGCUGGAACCUAUUCAUCUUUAUCCUGACAUACACUGUGGCUUGGCUCUUUAUGGCAUUUAUGUGGUGGGUGAUCGCCUAUAUCAGAGGGGACCUCAAUAAACCUCAUGGUGAGGAUGAUACCCCGUGUGUGGCCAAUGUCUAUAACUUUCCCUCUGCCUUCCUGUUCUUCAUUGAGACGGAGGCCACCAUAGGUUACGGGCACAGGUACAUUACUGACAAGUGCCCAGAGGGCAUCAUUCUCUUUCUCUUUCAGUCCAUCCUGGGCUCCAUCGUGGACGCUUUCUUGAUCGGUUGCAUGUUCAUUAAGAUGUCUCAACCCAAGAAGCGAGCUGAGACGCUGAUGUUCAGCGAACAUGCGGUUAUUUCCAUGAGGGACGGCAAGCUGACUCUGAUGUUCAGAGUGGGAAACCUUCGCAACAGCCAUAUGGUGUCCGCACAGAUGCGUUGUAAAUUGCUCAAAUCUCGACAGACCCCUGAGGGUGAGUUCUUACCCCUCGACCAACUCGAACUGGACGUGGGCUUUAGCACGGGGGCAGACCAGCUUUUCCUCGUCUCCCCGCUCACUAUCUGCCAUGUGAUUGAUCCCAAGAGCCCUUUCUACGACCUCUCCCAGCAGUCCAUGAAAACCGAACAAUUCGAGAUCGUCGUCAUCCUGGAGGGAAUCGUGGAAACGACUGGCAUGACUUGCCAAGCCAGAACAUCAUACACAGAAGAUGAAGUUCUUUGGGGUCAUCGCUUUUACCCUGUUAUUUCUCUGGAGGAAGGGUUCUUCAAAGUAGACUAUUCACAGUUCCAUGGUACAUUUGAAGUACCAACAACACCUUACAGCGUUAAAGAACAAGAGGAAAUGCUGUUGAUAUCAUCUCCUUUGACGGCCCCAGCUCUUAAUAGCAGUAGAGGGGUGAAAACAGAAACAAAUAACUCGGUGGAAUGCUUACAUAGUCUGGAUGAUAUAAGCACCAGGAUGCCACUGAAAUUGCAGAAGAUGACUGGGAGGGAAGAUCUACCAAAAAAAUUACUAAGGAUGAGUUCUACUACGUCAGAAAAGGUUUACAGUUUGGGAGACCUGCCUUUGAAACUGCAAAGAAUCCGUUCUGUUCCUGGGAACUCUGAGGAGAAACUUGUGCCAAAGUCCAGCAAAGUGGCCUCUGACCCAAUGAGCCAGUCUUUGGCUGAUUUGCCACCCAAAUUACAGAGGUUAGCGGGUGGCUCAAGGAUUGAGGGCAAACUUCCUCCCAAACUACGUAAGAUGAAUUCUGAACGCUUCACGUAACUUCAGGAAACCUUUCAACGGACAUUCAACUUUCAUUUUUGAUCAAAAGAAAUGCUACUGUAAUUUCAAGGAGUUUAAGGGGUCAACACUACUUACUUGUAUUUAUUCUUUACAAAGUAGGGAAACAGUUUAAUUAGCACUACACACAUACACACACAAGCAUUCUGAUCUGUUCAUUUAUCAGCUGUAGUGAACUGUAAUGUUAAUUGCUUUGAUACAGGACCUUUAGCCAUUUUAAACUUAUUGUAAUAUUAGAAUCACAUGGCAUGUAGGAUCAUCAAUAGCAUGCAAUAAUGAUGUGCAAGUUUUGCAUAUAGUUUAAUGGCAUGAUUCAUAUUAAAUUUGUAUUAUUUAUUCAGUAGCAGCAAAAAAAAAGUUUUUUAAAAAAGAGGCUUUUGCUGUCCAUUGCAAAAUAGGGUUUAAAGUCCUGCAGAGUGCAAUCCUGAAUGAGUGUGGGUAUAUUUGAUGGAUUGAUUUUCAUAUGGGUAUAUUUGACGGAUUGAUUUUCAUGGUUUCAAUUAAAAUUAUGACGAUUGUUAUCUUAAAUACUUAUGUAUGUCAGAUUGUAAUAUGUUCUCUUUACACUAGUCCUUUGAAUGCAUGUUUGGCUUACAGAAUUAGCGAAGGCUACAGGCAAUACAAAGAAUUCUUGGCUCAGAAGGUUUUAGCCUUAAAUAAUCUUCCUGUUUUUGUGUUUUAAUGGCCUCACUAUUACCAUUUAAUUUUGCUUUAAUUACCAAUGUUACUGUUUCUUGAAGUGUCUUUAGUCAAUGAAGGUGGAGGUAAAGGCAAGCACUGGGGACAGUGGAUAUAGUAAUGGUAAAGUAAACUAUGGUAACAAGUCUGCACAGCAGGUCUGUGUUUAAUCAUCUCAAAUAACACUAUUUCCCUUCAGCCUGCAUCAUAUUACGGACUGUAUAAAGUCAAACAUGUUACCAAACCAAUAGUAUCUUCAGGCAUGCAAACCUUAUGUGUAUAAACACAAGUUUAUUUGAAAUACUAAGGAAAUAUCGAAUACCUGUAUUUAUUCCUGCUGCAACCUCAGUUUUUAGCUGAAGCUAUAUUAAACUUUUCAACUGUU
Callorhinchus milii (elephant shark) is the source of this 3238-nucleotide messenger RNA. It is a transcript of the gene kcnj3a, whose product is annotated as potassium inwardly rectifying channel subfamily J member 3a. Gene Ontology annotation, molecular function: G-protein activated inward rectifier potassium channel activity. NCBI's taxonomy places the organism in Eukaryota, Metazoa, Chordata, Chondrichthyes, Chimaeriformes, Callorhinchidae. Bases 676 to 2157 code for a protein of 493 amino acids. The record is from RefSeq and is a predicted model, not a curated record. Gene Ontology annotation, cellular component: plasma membrane. The transcript has 3 exons. Gene Ontology annotation, biological process: potassium ion import across plasma membrane; regulation of monoatomic ion transmembrane transport.